AUGCCGCCCAAACGCAAGUCAGAAGGGGCCAUACUGGCCGAGGAUAGCGCUAGAACGCCUUCCAAGCGUGUUCGAAACGAGCCACCUGCGGUUGUCGGUUCAGGCGAAGGGGCUUCUUCGAUCCACACGCGGGCGUCACUAAUUGUUCUCGGGCAGAUCGCUGAAACACCUCAGACCGGCGAGAAGAAAAAGCGCGGUCGCCCACGCAAAUUCCCCGAGGGGUCGACCCCUAAGUCUUCCGAUGGUCCUAAGCGCGGACGGGGACGCCCACGGAAAGUUCUCUCGGAAGCUGAUCUUGCAGCUGCAGCUGCAGCUGCCGCGUCGCCUGGUCCGAAGAGAGGGCGUGGACGACCCCGCAAGGAGCUAGGCACCGCGACAACGACCCCGUCAACAACACCCAAGAAGAAGGAUGGCCGUGGACGACCUCGCAAAGAGCGUGGCUCUGCGACAGCAACCCCGGCAGCAGCACCGAAGAAGGAUGGCCGCGGUGGGCCACACCAGAGUCUGGCUACCAAUGGCGCAGAGAGUGUUGUUAAACCCGAAGCCGAGUCGAUAAUAUCUGAGUCCAAAUCUGAGCGGAGCCCCGAACCUACCACCGACAGUGCGCCCAUAGUCGAAACUGGUCGUUCAUACUGGCUGAUGAAGGCCGAGCCCGAGUCGCGCCUUGAGAAGGGCGUCGAUGUUAAGUUCUCGAUCGAUGACCUGGCCGCUGCAGAUGAACCGGAGCCCUGGGACGGAGUUCGCAACGCUGUCGCACGAAACAUUAUGAAGGAUAUGAAGCAGGGAGACUAUGCUUUCUUCUAUCACUCUAACUGCAAGGUUCCCGGGGUGGUGGGAGUCAUGGAGGUUGUGAAAGAACACUCGGUUGAUGGUUCGAGGGCCCCGUUUUCCUUUGUUUGUCAUCGGACACAGUUUGCUGACAAUCUUCUCUCCCCUAUAGAGUCCGCUUUUGAUCCUAAGCACCCGUACUACGACCCCAAGUCCAGUCGCAACAACCCCAAGUGGGUGGUUGUGCACGUCGAAUUUCGCCGCAAGCUGAAGAAACAGGUCACACUGAGCGACCUCAAAACUCACGCGCAGCCUGGAAAGGCCCUCGAGAACCUCCAAACCAUCAAGCAAUCGCGACUCAGCGUGUCCUCAGUGACUCCGGCUCAAUGGAAGUACAUUCUCGAGCUGGCCGGCGAGGAUCCGCAAGAGAGUACAUAG
Messenger RNA from Penicillium canariense, 1206 nucleotides. Its product is annotated as EVE domain-containing protein. Gene Ontology annotation, molecular function: DNA binding. Gene Ontology annotation, cellular component: chromatin; nucleus. Lineage: Eukaryota; Fungi; Ascomycota; Eurotiomycetes; Eurotiales; Aspergillaceae. Gene Ontology annotation, biological process: regulation of DNA-templated transcription. The transcript is spliced from 6 exons. The record is from RefSeq and is a predicted model, not a curated record. Bases 1 to 1206 code for a protein of 401 amino acids.